AUGAAGUUUCAAUCUAUCUACAAUCUAUAUACAUCAAUCUAUCUACAAUCUAUCUAUAUCUAUCUAUUCAUAUCUAUCUAUCUAUCUAUCUAUCUAUCUAUCUAUCUAUCUAUCUCAGUGUGUUCAGAUCUAUCUAUCUAUCUAUCUAACGCAGUCUGUUCAGAUCUAUCUAUCUAUCGCAAUCUGUUGAGAUCUAUCUAUCUAUCGCAAUCUGUUCAGUCUAUCUAUCUAUCUAUCUAUCUAUCUAUCUAUCUAACGCAGUCUGUUCAGAUCUAUCUAUCUAUCUAUCUAUCUAUCUAUCUCAAUCUGUUCAGAUCUAUCUAUCGCAUUCUGUUCAGAUCUAUGUAUCUAUCUAACGCAGUCUGUUCAGAUCUAUCUAUCGCAAUCUAUCUAUCUAUCUAUCUAUCUAUUUAUCUAUCUAUCUAUCUAACGCAGUCUGUUCAGAUCUAUCUAUCUAUAUAUCUAUCUCAGUUCAGAUCUAUCUAUCUCAGUUUGUUCAGAUCUAUCUAUCUAUCUAUAUAUCUAUCUAUCUAUCUAUCUAUCGGAAUCUGUUCAGAUCUAUCUAUCUAUCUAUCUAUCUAUCUAUCUAUCUAUCUAUCUAUCUAUCUAUCUAUCUCAAUCUGUUCAGAUCUAUCUAUCGCAUUCUGUUCAGAUCUAUGUAUCUAUCUAACGCAGUCUGUUCAGAUCUAUCUAUCGCAGUUAGCUCAUAUCUAUCUAUCUCAGUUUGUUCAGAUAUCUAUCUAUCUAUCUAUCUAUCUAUCUAUCUAUCUAUCUAACGCAGUCUGUUCAGAUCUAUCUAUCUAUAUAUCUAUCUCAGUUCAGAUCUAUCUAUCUCAGUUUGUUCAGAUCUAUCUAUCUAUCUAUCUAUCUAUCGGAAUCUGUUCAGAUCUAUCUAUCUAUCUAUCUAUCUAUCUAUCUAUCUAUCUCAGUCUGUUCAGAUCUAUCUAUCUCAAUCUAUUGAGAUCUAUCUAUCUAUCGGAAUCUGUUGAGAUCUAUCUAUCGCAAUCUGGAUCUAUCUAUCUAUCUAUCUAUCUAUCUAUCUAUCUAUCUAUCUAUCUAUCUAUCUAUCUAACGCAGUCUAUUCAGAUCUAUCUCAGUUCAGAUCUAUAUAUCGCAGUUAGCUUAGAUCUAUCUAUCUCAGUCUGUUCAGAUCUAUCUAUCUAUCUAUCUAUCUAUCUAUCGCAGUCUGUUCAGAUCUAUCUAUGCAUCUAUCUAUCAAACUCAAUCUGUUCAGAUCUAUCUAUCUAUCUAUCUGUCUAUCUAACGCAGUCUGUUCAGAUCUAUCUAUCUAUCUAUGUAUCUAACGCACUCAGAUCUAUCUAUCGCAGUCUGUUCCAAUCUAUCUAUCUAUCUAUCUAUCUAUCUAUCUAUCUAUCUAUUGCAGUCUGUUCAAAUCUAUCUAUCUAUCUAUCUAUCUUUCUAUCUAUCUAUCUAUCUAUCGCAGUCUGUUCCAGUCUAUCUGUUUUUUAUCUAUCCAUCUGA
Molecule: messenger RNA, 1482 nt
Organism: Acanthosepion pharaonis
Lineage: Eukaryota; Metazoa; Mollusca; Cephalopoda; Sepiida; Sepiidae
Source: the annotation of a GenBank genome assembly